UCCAGAAAGUCCGACAAUAAUCUCCGUGGAAACCACGGAUCGAGAAGCUUUGGUCACGUGGACAUUUAACGAUGAUGGUGGCCUGGAACUGAAUGCCUUAAUACUCCAGUACAGAAAGGGUGAACAAGAGUGGAAUGAAAUCCAGAUUAAACCCCCAAACAAAAACAAGUACACCAUCAUGUAUCUCGAUCCAGACACAAACUACAACUUCCGUAUCUUGGCGACCAACAACCUAGGCACCAGUACUCCUAGUUCAAACUAUUUUGCCAAAACAAAGAAAACGGAAUCUAACACUGAUGCACAUACCAAUAAAGGGUUUGCAGCACUCACUGAAAAUAUGACAGCGUUGGUGGGCGGGGUCGGAGGAGGUUUCCUGGCCAUCAUGUUGGGUAUUAUUGCAAUCUUCUGCUUCUUUAAGAAGAUGCACAAGAAUAACACCCCAGGGAAUACGCCAUCGAACAGCCGGCCUACAAGUCAGCAGGAACCAGCCGAAAUGACCGCGCUAUUAGGCCAUACCAUUCCAAAUAUACCCCAACCUCAGCCAAAUGUGGAGCAAGGAGCUUCAGUGACCCAGCUAUCAAACAACCCCUGGGAAUUCCCGCGGAACAGAGUUGACCUACAGCUAGUACUGGGAUCGGGUGCAUUUGGCGUGGUUAUGAAAGCACAAGCACAGGGCAUUAAAGGAUGUGUGGGAAAAAUGUACGUCGCGGUUAAAAUUGUGAAAGAAAGCGACAGUGAGACGGCCAGAAGAGAUUUGCUAGCGGAGCUGGAACUCCUCAAGCUUAUUGAACCACACCCAAAUGUUAUUGGCCUACUAGGAUGUUGCACUAGACAAGAGCCUUUAAUGGUUAUAGUAGAAUUCUGUGCUUAUGGCGAUCUUCAGAGUUACCUGCGUCACUGCCGUGGAGUAGAAGACAAAUAUUACCAAGAUUUGUACAAAGUUCCCAUUGAAAAGCUCGGUUCUAGGGAUCUUUUGUCAUUUGCGAUACAGACUGCAAGAGGCAUGGCUCAUCUGGCUGCCAUGAAGGUUGUUCACAGAGAUCUCGCGGCCAGAAAUGUUCUUAUUGACGAACACAAAGUUUGUAAGGUGGCUGACUUUGGCUUCGCUAGGGACAUUUACGUAGAAAACCAUUACACAAGAAAAACACAAGGAGGACGAUUUCCAAUUAAAUGGAUGGCUAUAGAAUCAUUAUUAGAUGGGGUAUCCACAACAAAAAGUGAUGUGUGGUCUUUUGGCGUCGUUCUCUGGGAAAUCGUCACGUUAGGUGCAUCACCGUAUCCAGGGAUGAACUCACAGGAAGUAAUCAACUUUCUUCAAGAAUCAUACAGAAUGGAUAGGCCUAAACACUGCUCUGAAGAUUUGUACAUCCUCAUGAUGGAUUGCUGGCAAGUGGCCCCACAGCGGAGGCCAACAUUCGUAGAGUUGUCUCAGCAUCUCAGCAAAAUGUUCAGCGAUGAAAAGGAGUAUAUUGACAUGCGAAUGUACGAGGACCACUUGUACAUCAAUUUCGACAAGGCUUCUGGGACACUUACAUCCAAGUCGGGAAGUACGCAGAAUCCUUGUGAAUCACCAUUGUGACAAGAAAUGAAGAAAUAACUAAAUAGAUCUUCCUCUCCAUCUGUAAACGAACUCUUCAGAAAAUCAUAACAACAACAACAAAAGAUCAAUGGAGGAAGAGCGUGGUUUAGAAAGUUGCGGGCGGGUAUGAAGAAUGCGGUUUGUCAUUCUACGAGACUCGCCGACACUAGGAUAGUCAACUAGGCAUGUACAAUCUUAGAUGGUAAUUUUGUCCCAAACGUGCAUCUCGUCGGCAAUUUAGAACUUGGGAAAUUAGGCACAGCCACAACACAGAUUACCUAACAUCGAUGGUAUCUUCAAAAGAAUUAUCUUAUCAAACAAUGGGUGUAAGUGAUACUAUGACAUUUUCUUGUGUUGAAUUUUUUCCCUAAUCUAAAAAUUUAACACCAGUGUGGUUCGCAUUUUCUUCGGACUCAAUUUGGUUAAAAUAUGCGAAAAGGGAACACUCAAAUUAAAAAAAUCUCAAUGAAAGAAAAAUUUCUAAUCACAGUAACCUAUUCUAUAGUCUUAAGGUAGUUUCUGUAAGGGGUAUGAGUGAAAGUCACUUUGUCGUUUCCGGUGUUUUGGAUAGCGCGCCCAAGUUAAUAUCGUACAUAAUCACAGACAUGACGUCACUGAUUUUGCCAAAGUUAAACUUGCAUUAAAACAAAUACUUCUCUUCAAAGGUUUUGAGAAUACGAUAACAUGGAAUAUAUACAAAGCAAAGGAAUAGUUAUGUUUAUUUAAGACAGAAGCUAAAUAAUUAUUAGGGGCUGUAAAUCGAGAAAUGUGGGCGCCUCCGAAAAGUUAUCCAACCGAAAAGUGCAUGAUACAAGUCAGUUAUGGAAAUGUUUCCCUUGAGCGUCUUUCAACGUUCUUGAUCCAUUAGGGAUCUUUAAAACUAGAGUAACAUUGUUUACUGUCGCGUUUUAGCGACGAGACAUAACAUUUGUCUCAUUUACUUGCAACAAAUGUUCAUAGCUAAAACAAAUUUCAUUGUAAGAAUACUCGACGAGCUGAGAUAGUACGUUCAAAAUUUGAUCCCUAAUUACAUAUUUAGGAAGACAUUUCGAAUUCUAGGGAUUUUAUCGGUCAGUUUUGUUAUAAAAAACACUUUAUGAAGACUCAGCUUAAUAAAGUCAUUGCAUUAUUUCACAAUAAACCGUUACCAAGGUUCAAUGAUG
Messenger RNA from Stylophora pistillata, 2742 nucleotides. RefSeq names its product fibroblast growth factor receptor 2. Gene Ontology annotation, biological process: multicellular organism development; cell surface receptor protein tyrosine kinase signaling pathway; positive regulation of kinase activity. Gene Ontology annotation, molecular function: protein binding; transmembrane receptor protein tyrosine kinase activity; ATP binding. The record is from RefSeq and is a predicted model, not a curated record. Gene Ontology annotation, cellular component: plasma membrane; signaling receptor complex. Lineage: Eukaryota; Metazoa; Cnidaria; Anthozoa; Scleractinia; Pocilloporidae.